Molecule: messenger RNA, 1014 nt
Organism: Penicilliopsis zonata CBS 506.65
Lineage: Eukaryota; Fungi; Ascomycota; Eurotiomycetes; Eurotiales; Aspergillaceae
Exons: 2
Coding region: 65-811 (248 amino acids)
Biological process (GO): regulation of translational initiation
Cellular component (GO): eukaryotic translation initiation factor 3 complex; cytoplasm
Molecular function (GO): ribosome binding; translation initiation factor activity
Source: RefSeq, a predicted model, not a curated record
UUCAACCCGGCCCUUCCUUUGCGCCCCGACAUUUCAUAUUUUUCUUGACGACAGAAUAGACAGAAUGGUUGCCUUCGACAAGUGCGAUACGCGGCCGGCACAUAUCGAUGCCAUCCUGAAUGGCCUCGACCGAUACAACCCGGAGACCACGACCGUGUUCCAGGAUUAUGUUGCUCAGCAGUGCGAGGAUCGGACGUUUGAUUGCUAUGCCAACCUGGCUUUACUGAAACUCUACCAAUUCAACCCCCACCUCCUUCAACCCGAGACCGUGACCAACAUCCUGGCCAAGGCUCUGACUGUUUUCCCCUCACCAGCCUUCUCGCUCUGCCUCGCCUUGCUCCCCGCACAUACUCAGCCCUUCCCCUCGGCUGCCAACGCGGAAGCCCAACCGGCCUCGGACUUUGUUGAGUCGAUUCAGAAGCUGACCAGCUUGUCCACCCUCCUUGAGUCCGCCCAGUAUGCCCAGUUCUGGUCGACGUUCAACUCGGACGACCUAUAUGCCGACCUGGUAGCCGACGUGGCUGGGUUCGAAGAGCUGGUGCGCAUCCGCAUCGCCGUCGAGGUCGGCAAGACCUUCCGUGAGAUCAGCGCCGAGGUCCUCGAGCAAUGGCUCGACAUCCGCAACCGCGAGACCCUUGAGAAGUUCGUCGCCGAUGUGUGCAGCUGGGAGGUGCAGAAGUCCGGCGCUGCUAUCACCGUCAAGGUCCCCACGAACAAGGAGAACGAGGCGCGCAGCGAAGUCAAGAGCGAGCGUGUGGGCAUGGAGAUGUUUGGCCGCGUUAUCCGCAGGGGAUUUGAACAGCCUGUUUGAACAAAGCUCGCCCCGGUGAAAACUCAGAAAAAAAAAAGAGAAAAAGAAAAGUCAUGAAUUAUCUCUUCGAACCCAUUUCAGUCUUCCAGCGACCAUACCACAAGUCGUUGUGUUGUCAUGUUUCCCUCCUGGCUUUUCCUCUUCUGACCUUGUCUAUAUCCAGACCACCAAGUAUGAGAGAGCCACCAGUGAUGACGAGGUAG